Messenger RNA from Haliaeetus leucocephalus (bald eagle), 2961 nucleotides. RefSeq names its product myotubularin 1 (gene MTM1). Gene Ontology annotation, biological process: negative regulation of autophagosome assembly; mitochondrion distribution; dephosphorylation. Gene Ontology annotation, cellular component: plasma membrane. The record is from RefSeq and is a predicted model, not a curated record. Gene Ontology annotation, molecular function: phosphatidylinositol-3,5-bisphosphate 3-phosphatase activity. Bases 592 to 2403 code for a protein of 603 amino acids. The transcript has 16 exons. NCBI's taxonomy places the organism in Eukaryota, Metazoa, Chordata, Aves, Accipitriformes, Accipitridae.
GGCUGGUGGGAGCCGGCUGCGUGUUGCUGUUGGGCUCCGGCUUCUCCUGACUCACGCCCUGAUGCGCUGAAUCGAUCUGGAAGCGGGACGUUGCCGAAGUGCAUAGCCCAGCGUCAUGGCUUAGCAGGGACACCUUUGAACUGUAAUUUUUCACCUUCCCCGUAAAAAGAAUUCCUCUCCCGCGAGACGAAAAUACUCCGAGUGCUCUUGAUUCGCUUUCAGACUUUUAAGCCGCUGCCGUAUUCAUUUCUGACUGGCUUAAAUUUUGUUCUGAAGCAUGUGACUUCUUCCAGUGUUCGCGGCUGAAAAGCUGAAACCUUCCAUUUCAGAGCAAACGUUUUUAGUUGAGUUAAACCAGGGAAUGAUUUGAAGAUGAUAGAUUGUUUCUCCUUGAUGGUCUUUGUGCAGUCAGAAAGCGUAAUUCCUACUUUGUGUGAUGGGGGCCAGCUAUAGCACAAAAGUCAGAUGUUGUUUGAAAGUUGAAGGAAUGAACACACUGUUGUCUUCUCAUGUCACGUCUCUAUUUUCUACAACUGAAAUGACUUAUUAAACCUGGAAGCUUCUGAGCAAGAGAAAACUAAAAUACCCGAUAUGGCCUCAUCAUCAACACCUAAAUAUAAUUCAAACUCCUUGGAGAGUUCCUCCAGUAAAAGGACUCUAAAAGAUGGAACUAACUGGGAACAAAAUGAAGAAAUACCUCGUCUGCCAGGAGAGACUAGAGUGACAGACAAGGAUGUUAUUUAUAUGUGUCCAUUUAAUGGCCCCGUUAAAGGAAGAGUGUACAUCACAAACUACAGGCUGUACCUAAGAAGUGUGGAAAAUGACCCAGUUCUGGUAUUGAAUGUUCCAUUGGGCGUAAUUUCAAGGAUUGAAAAAAUGGGAGGAGCUUCAAGCAGAGGAGAGAACUCUUAUGGAUUAGAUAUAACCUGUAAAGAUAUGAGAAAUUUACGGUUUGCAUUAAAACAAGAAGGGCACAGUAGAAGAGAUAUAUUUGAAGUUCUUACAAAAUAUGCUUUUCCCCAGUCACAUAACUUGCUUUUUUUUGCAUUUGCAAAUGAAGAAAAGUUUUCUGAAAAUGGAUGGAUGGUGUACAAUCCAAUGUCCGAAUACAGGAGACAAGGACUGCCUAAUGAACGGUGGCGAGUAACUUUUAUUAAUGAACAUUAUGGACUGUGUGACACAUAUCCAUCGCUUUUAGUAGUGCCAUAUAAUGCAACAGAUGAUGAUCUCAAGAAAGUUGCUGCCUUUAGGUCCCGAAAUAGAAUCCCGGUUCUGUCAUGGAUUCAUCCAGAGACUCAAGCUGUUAUUAUGCGCUGCAGUCAACCCCUUGUUGGAAUGGGUGGCAAGCGGAAUAAAGAUGAUGAAAGAUAUCUUGAUAUCAUCAGGGAGGCUAAUGGGCAAAUCUCAAAACUGACCAUCUAUGAUGCUAGGCCCAAUGUCAAUGCAGUCGCAAACAAGGCAACUGGGGGAGGAUAUGAAGGUGAAGAUGCGUAUCCCAAUGCAGAACUUUUCUUCUUGGACAUUCAUAACAUUCAUGUCAUGCGGGAAUCUUUGAAGAAGUUGAAGGACAUUGUUUAUCCUAAUGUGGAAGAAUCACACUGGUUGUCAAGUCUGGAAUCAACCCAUUGGUUAGAACAUAUAAAGCUUGUCUUGACAGGAGCUAUUCAAGUGGCAGACAAGGUAUCCUCAGGAAGGAGCUCUGUGGUGGUUCACUGCAGCGAUGGCUGGGACCGGACAGCACAGCUAACAUCGCUGGCCAUGUUGAUGCUAGACAGCUACUACAGGACAGUUGAAGGCUUUGAAGUUCUGGUGCAAAAAGAGUGGAUAAGCUUUGGACACAAAUUUGCCUCGAGAAUAGGCCAUGGUGAUAAAAAUCAUGCUGAUGCAGACAGAUCACCCAUCUUUCUCCAGUUUAUUGAUUGUGUGUGGCAGAUGUCUAAACAGUUUCCUACAGCCUUUGAAUUCAAUGAGCAGUUCUUGAUUACAAUCCUGGAUCACUUGUACAGCUGCCGGUUUGGUACUUUCUUGUAUAACAGUGAGUCUGUUAGAGAAAAAGAGAAAGUGACUGAGAAAACAUUAUCAUUAUGGUCUUUAAUAAACAGUGAAAAAUCUAAAUACACCAAUCCUUUUUAUACUAAAGAGCUAAAUCGAGCGCUCUAUCCGGUAGCCAGUAUGCGUCAUUUAGAGCUCUGGGUCAAUUACUACAUCAGGUGGAACCCAAGAAUUCGGCAACAACAGCCAAAUCCAGUGGAGCAGCGUUACAUGGAGCUCCUUGCGUUACGUGAUGAUUAUAUAAGGAGACUUGAAGAACUACAGAUCACAAAUAAUUCUAAGAUACCCAAUUCAUCAGCCUCAUCAGCAUCUCCCUCACAAAUGAUGUCCCAAGUACAAACACAUUUUUGAAGAAAAUGUUGGCUUCGUUCUAUACUGUUAAUAGCAAGUGGUGCUUAACAUAGCAUAGAGAGGAAUAUUUUAAUGCCUUACAUUAGACUGUCCUAACACAAAUUAUUUUAGACUGCCUUCAUUUGAGGAGGACUUCAAAACAAACAAAACCAACUCUUCAAUUACGUGCCUUUCAGAACCUGUGGACUGGGAACAUUAUUAAUCAUCUUCUAGUUAUGGAGGGCUUUAAGAGUGAUUUUGGAAAGUCUGGUACAAUUGAAAUGAAAUGGAUUUAUUGUUUUCAUAAGAAUGCUUUAAUUUAUUACAUUGUAGGUCAUGUUCCUGUAAGGAAAUUCAUGCUCAGUCUUACAUGUUGUGAAUAAGUGCAUUAAUGGCAAUAGGAAUAUUCACAUUGUGUAAAAAAAUUAGAUAUGUGUGUAUUCCCAUUAGGAAUACGUUUGUGGAAAUAAAUUCUAUUGUCAGAUUUCAGAGAAAAGUGUUGAAAUUUUCCAGUUACCUGAGAAUUCCAAAUUUUCCUUUUUUGAAAUAAAACUAUGGAAGGGAUUUCAGUGAUAUGCU